This is a messenger RNA of Iphiclides podalirius (scarce swallowtail), 1902 nucleotides long. Lineage: Eukaryota; Metazoa; Arthropoda; Insecta; Lepidoptera; Papilionidae. The record is from the annotation of a GenBank genome assembly.
AUGAUAGAAACUUCGAUAAUAGCAUCCCCAAUUACAAGACGUAGUGUUGGCGGGAACAGCAAUAAUUCCUUGAGAAGGAGAAGUCUUAUACCGCAAAAAAAUCGGUUAAAUAAGGAUGAGGAACGCAAUGAUGAUGAUGCGGAAAGAUCGUCAUUGGUGGCAUCUGAGAGAGCAGUUGUAUCUUCUACACCCUUGGCCUCGCCACGCCGUGCCAGAGACACAAUAUCAUCAUCACCGCAGAAAGAACAUUUUCAAGGCUGUCUUAAACUUUAUGCAGAAAAUAAAAUAAACAAGGACAAUGCUUGGAACCUUCAGCUAAUUGACUUCAUGACGUCAAUGCUUCGACGACAUGACUCUCGCAUGGACAAUCUGCAGACUGCGUCUACUGUGGUGGAUGCUUCUGCAAGAAUAUAUUCCUUUAGAGUAGAUGCAGUCCACUAUGAUGUUUUGAAAAUGGCAGGAGGCUUAAGUAAAGCUGCUCAGACUAAGAGAGGAAAGAAGGAUGACGAUGUUGGCUCUCAAGAUGAAGGUGCCGCGGAUGGGGAGAACGGUACAUUGGCAAAGAAAAAGAAGAAGAGGUCUAAAGGUGCCAUAGCCCCCAACCCAGAAGUUUUGAAUGGUGGUUUUGACGCUAAUGAUUGUGUAGAUCCAUUUUUUGAGAGACUUGCAGCAACAACGGGUGAUGUGACUUCGUCAAAUAGAGCGUUCAAUGCUACACUACCAAUACAUGACAAGACUUUAGCAUUAAUCUUAAGGACAGAUUAUCGGUAUUUGGAACCGAUAAAAGAGAAUGCUCAUGACAGCUUGGAUUUGAACGAACACAUCUCUUUGCCCGCCAAGUUGCUUCCGGCCUUUAAAGAAUCUGAUCAUAUAUGCGAGCCCUUUGCCGGAUUCUCAAUCAGCAAUUGGGACCCCGAAACAGAGGACGCGGAGAGUCGUGUUAACAACUGGGUUGAAGACAAUCGUUUGAACCUUUCUCAACAAGCACUGGCCUUUGACGUGAAUGCUGAGGUUGAGCCUAUACCCCAGGAUGUGGCAGAAAAUGAUUUAUUCGACGAAGAGCCGCUGGGCGGCAUCGAGAGCGAGGAGGAGGCGGACGUGGCGGUGGCGGCGGCGGCGGCGGCGGCGUGCGCGGCCCGCGGCGGCGCGGCGGCGCGGCUGCUCGACAUGCGCCCGCUGAGGGCGACCGACUCGCGCCUCGAGUACUCCUACUGCGGCGCGAUCGUCGCCGCCUGGGCGGGGCCCUCGCACUGGCGGCUGCGCAACAACCGCGCGUCCAAGCUGUCCGAGCGCACGCAGUCCACCGCGGCGGGCAGGCUGACGUGCGAUGGCAAGAAGCCGCCGCGCUCCAAACGGCAGCUGGACUUUCUGGGGGCGGGGCUGGCGUUCGACUGCCGCGCCGAGCCCAGCGGCGAUUACGAGCCCACGCAGCCAGCCAAGAUCAUGAUAAGCCGCAAAACCCUCGCGACCGGCCACACGUGGAACGAGGCGAACUUCAAGACCCCCAUAGAUAGGGGUUUGGACGAGUCGCAUUUCCGCAAGCUUUUCCUGCGCCGUAACGUUAUGCUGCUGCGAAAGAGGGACUUGGAGCAAAGCAAGCAACCGGAGCCAGAGCCACUCACUGUUGAGGCGGCCCGGGACUAUGAUUACAACAAUGAGAAUGAUGCUUCAUACUGUCCUAAUCAUUUGCCGGAUGCUGAUGAAUGGGGAAACGAUGAUGCCACAGCCGCAGGAGAACUACAUGACCAAGUUAAGACUGCAGAGCAGGAGGAAAUUGGCGACAUGUUAGAACCGCCUACGAAGGUAGCAAAGAUUUUUAUUCCCUAUGCAAUGCGGGCUAAAAAAGUAGACAUGAAACAAUUGAAAAACUGUACUUGGAAAAUGCUCACAAGCAAAACAUUA